Hyla sarda is the source of this 6092-nucleotide messenger RNA. RefSeq names its product PPFIA binding protein 2 (gene PPFIBP2). Gene Ontology annotation, biological process: neuromuscular junction development. NCBI's taxonomy places the organism in Eukaryota, Metazoa, Chordata, Amphibia, Anura, Hylidae. Gene Ontology annotation, molecular function: protein binding. Gene Ontology annotation, cellular component: presynaptic active zone. The coding region runs from base 290 to 3133 and encodes 947 amino acids. The transcript has 29 exons. The record is from RefSeq and is a predicted model, not a curated record.
AAGGUGCAGGAGAUGUCUCCCUCCAGUCCCUUGUCAGCAGGAGAGGAGGCUGAACUUGAACAUUUGUAGUAAUGGAAUUGUAGAUGUUCUUGUUUUUCCUGGGCAGUGUUCAGCAUUAUUGUGAGCAUGUGCUUUUGGUGUGGUGCUCCCUCUCCUAAGGCUUGUCAUUAGCUUCAAAGUAAGCAGUGUGAUGUGAUUACAGGGGCGACAUCCACGGAUUAAAGAGCCACCGGGAAAGCUGUGGGAAUACAGAAGGAGCAGACAAGUAAGGUGACAGACCACAUCAAACAUGGCUUCGGAUGCCAGUCAUAUGCUGGAGGCGGCCUUAGAGCAAAUGGAUGACAUAAUAGCAGGCACAAAGGCAGUCACAGAGUUUGCCAGUGGAGUCUUUGAAGUGGGAUCACUGGUUCCGUCAGAAUACUUUGGGACUAUAACAAUUUUGCAUCUAAUAGAAGAAUUAAAAAUAUCACUGGAAUUGGUGGAAAACCCUCAAGAAAGGGAAGCCUUAAGGAAUCAGAUUCCCAACACAACAGCGUCCUAUGUCAUGGCGUGGCUAGAGAGUAACCUGGUUAAUCAUACAGUUGCAAAUAAUGAGACAUAUCAAGAACGACUGACACGUCUGGAAGGCGACAAGGAGUCCCUUAUUUUACAGGUCAGUGUCCUCACUGAUCAAGUAGAGGCCCAAGGAGACAAGAUCCGAGACCUUGAAUCGUGUGUAGAGGAACAUCACUUGAAACUUAAUGCUACCGAGGAAAUGCUCCAGCAGGAGCUUCUGAGUCGGACGUCUCUAGAGACCCAAAAGCUGGAUCUGAUGGCCGAAAUUUCAAACCUCAAGAUAAAGCUGGUUGGUUUGGAGAAAGAAAAGAACGACUGUGCGGAGUCCCACAAUAAGGCAGAGAUGCUAAUACAGGAGCUUAAAAACUUAAGAAUCAGAGUGGAGGAACUGGAAAACGAGAGAGCGCAGUAUGAGUGGAAACUCAAAGCAACAAAGGCUGAAAUUGCACAACUACAAGAACAGUUGGCACUGAAAGAUGCAGAAAUUGAGCGCUUACAGAGCCAGGUUUCUUCAAGAACAGUUGCACAAAAUGAAUCUUCAGAAAGAGAAGAAGUAUUUAGGAGGAGGAUAAAAGAGAAACAUCAGGAAGUUCAGAGGCUAAAGCUGGGAAUGGAGACAUUACUAGCAGCAAAUGAAGAAAAAGACCUUCGAAUUGAGGAGCUUACAAUGCUUCUAAACCAAUACAGACGGGUAAAGAACUUUGUGAUAGCAGCACAUGGUUCGUCAGAGAGAAUACUUUCUGCUAGCAGUGAAGACGAAGUGGAAUCUACUUUAAAGAAAUUGAUUCCAAAGAAUAACCAGACUAUAGAGCUACUGAAGUCUGAGGUGGGUUCCACUGUUUCAUCCCCAACUGCACCAACUUCCCCUCCUCAAAACAUCUUGGAAAACGGGAUUAGCUUGCCUGAUCCUCCUGAACAUUUAAACUCUCCACAAGAAGAAACUAUGGAGCAAAAGAAUAGGGUCCAGCCUCGACAGCUGUCCACCAGCUUGGAAGAUUUGCAGAGUGGAUCUAAGGAUAAGCAUGAUGAUGGGGAAAUAUCAGAGCCUGUUGUAACACCGGAGAGUAAAGCAGAUCCUAGGUACCAGACAUUACCGGGAAAACUCUCUCACUCCACCCCAAAUGGAUCCCAUGACGGCUACCGAAAACCUGCAUCCCAGAAUGCUUUACACAUAAACAGUGAAACAAAUGGAAUGCAGAGCUUGUAUUUUGGCAGAAGUGCCAGUGCCCCAGUAAUAGGUGAAAACGAAAACAACUUGGACAUCACCUUUAAUGACCUUUCUUCGGGUGGCACUGAUUCUGGGCCACAUUCUCCUCUCUCUCCUGAUGGCAAGAAGAGCCCAAAAGGCAUCAAAAAAUUUUGGGGAAAAUUAAGGAGAACUCCCUCAGGAAACUUCAAUACAGAUGAAUUAGGAUUGUCCGAAUUUAAAAGAGGAGGAAUGAGAGCCACAGCAGGACCAAGACUCCUCAUAACAAAGGAUCCCCGUAACAAAAAUAGUGAUUACAAUGCUCCUUUUGCUCAGUGGAGCAAUGAACAGGUCUGUAACUGGCUGGAAGAUUUUGGCUUGGGGCAGUAUGUCAUAUUCGCCCGGCAGUGGGUGAGCUCGGGUCACACACUACUCACAGCCACACCUCAGAGCCUGGAAAAGGAACUGGGCAUUAAACAUCCACUGCACAGAAAGAAGCUUCAACUGGCCAUCAGUGCCAUCAGCUGCAAAAAAGAUGAAAAAUCGGGGCAACUAGAUCACAUGUGGGUCACACGAUGGCUAGAUGACAUUGGCCUGCCACAAUACAAGGACCAAUUCCACGAAGCCCGGGUCGAUGGGAGAAUGCUACAAUACUUAACUGUGAAUGAUCUCCUGUUCCUGAAGGUCACGAGUCAGCUGCACCAUCUCAGUAUUAAAUGUGCCAUCCAUGUACUACAUGCAAACAAGUUCAACCCCAACUGCCUGCGGAGGAGACCCGCUGAUGAGAAUAAUAUCUCCCCUUCAGAAGUGGUGCAGUGGUCCAAUCACAGAGUCAUGGAGUGGCUGAGAUCUGCAGAUCUGGCAGAAUAUGCCCCAAAUCUCCGGGGCAGUGGAGUUCACGGCGGCCUUGUUAUCCUUGAACCUCGGUUUAACUCUGAUACCCUGGCCAUGCUCUUAAACAUUCCCCCCCAGAAGACCCUCCUUAGAAGACAUUUAGCUACAAACUUCAGUUUACUGAUUGGUCCAGAAGCUCAACAGGAAAAACGAGAGAUUAUGGACUCGACCACUUAUACACCCCUGUCUACCACUGCCAAAGUCCGGCCAAAGAAACUUGGACUCUCUCACUUCGGUCACCUGCGCAAGAAGAAGUUUGAUGACUCCACAGACUACGUAUGCCCCGUGGAUGCCAGCCCCCAGAAGAGCGACCUCAAGACCCCCAACAACAGUUCUAUCAAAGACAUAGACAAAGUGGACCAGAUGGUGCAUUCAGAGGGGAUGGUAAAGCAAAUAGGGGCUUUUUCUGAAGGCAUUAAUAACCUUACAAACAUGCUCAGUCAGGACGAGCUCCUCAACAACUACAGGUUUCUAUCCAACUAUGACUCUUGGAGAUAGUUCCCUGCACCACAGUACAAGUUCUGCUAUAAGGAACGAUUAAUCUCACGACAAGGACAGCGAUAAGGAACAAUAAUGAGAAGCCAAAGACAGGACGGGAGUAAUGCAAUUGUAUAUCCUGAUGAGAUAUUAUUUAUGUAAUAUGGAUCACGCACAACCUUGCUGGAUAUAGCUUUUUUAUCAGGAUCUUACUAAAGGGUGUACAUUUUUUUUCAAGUUUGUUAUUAAGAAAUAAUAUAAAAACUUUUAGAACCAACAUGUAUAUGAUGUUAUAAGGAAAUAUUUCACUCCGUAAUUGUCUUUAUACUGUAUUUACUUUUUUUAACUGUUAACUUUUAACCACCAAAAUUAGGCUAUGCUACCAUAGUGUGUUUUUUGUUUGAAAAAUAUGCUGCGAAAUCUUGAAGUAAAUCCUCCAAAUCCUGCUGUGUAUUUUAAAGCAUAUGUGUAAUUUCACAGAAAAAAGAAUAAUGCUUAUGUAGGUUAUUCCCUAGGUCAUGCAUGUACCUAGCUUCUGUAUUUGUCAAAUUCCUUUGAUCUGCUGCCCACUCAUUCUGACAUCCACUGCUCAGGAAGGGGCAUGUUCCAGGCAAGCACUAAGCCCGCCCUCACUCACCAUGCAUUCACUUCCUAUGGGUAUGUUCACACUACGGAAUUCCGCGGGCGGAAUUCCACGGUGUGAAACUUAACAUUAGUGUGAAUGGGUCUCCGCGAGACCCGUUCACACUGCGGAAUUUCAGCGGCGGACAAUUCCGCCGCUGAAAUUGUUCCGUGCAAAGAAAGAACAUGUUCAUUCUUUGCGCGGAAGUCCGCAAGCACCGCAUAGACGUCAAUGGUGACGGCGCAGUGCUGCGCAGUCCUACCUCUACAGCCAGCUGCCAAUCUGAAUCUCCGCUCGCUGAAUUCAGCAAGCGGAGAUUCCGUUCACACACUGUAGUGUGAACAAACCAUAAGUCUGCUAUACUGUGCUGAGUCUCUUCAUCCAAUCACUGCAGGCUGCUCUGUAACCACCUCCUCUUUGUUUUCAUGCUGUAGCCUGCAAUCCGGACAGGAGUGAGCACAGAGGAGUGCAAGUCCCGCCUUCACUGGACUAUGUUCCAGCCGGUGUGAGUUGCAGAACUGCAUCCUAUGCAGUUCUGCGUUCACUCCUCCCCUCAGCUGUCCUGAGAUUUCUGAACAGACUGUGAGGGGAAGGCAGAGCUGGGCAGGACACAGCUCUGCACCUCCCUCAGCUCCAGGGCCGGCUCCACAAUAGGCAAAAUAGGCAGGAGCCUAGAGCACUCUCUUGAUGGGGGCACCGUUCUGCCAUCCGCAAGAGAGUUAUUUCUCAAGGUCCUGAUAGUUGCUAAGCUCUCACCCCAGUAGUAAAGUGAUUACAUGAGAAGGGUGUUUGUUACAGUGUGUCACCCCAGUAGUAAGAAGAGGAAAUCAGGAGGAGGUUUGUUACAGUGUGUCACCCCAGUAGUAAGGUGGGGAGUGUCAAUGGGAGAAGUCAAGGGGUCGGUAAAAUUUGCUUUUGCCUAGGGUGGCAAAAAUCCUUCCACCAGUCCUGCUCAGCUCCGUACACAGUUCCCUCCCCGCACCUCUCUUAGGAGGAGAGGAGGGACAUAGAUUUUCAUAGCCCCGCUCAGAGACGUAAAUGUUCACAGCCCCACUCCUGUCACCUCAGCCCUGCUCAGGGACGUAGAAAAUAGGAAAUGUGAAAAUCUACAACUUUCCUGCUGACAGGAGCGGGGCUGAGGUGACAGUAGCGGUGCUGUGAAAAUUUACACCCCUCCUGCUUCAUCCUGCCCAGCUCUGUCUUCCCCACCCUUCGCUGUAUCUUCGGAAGUCUAUGAACAGCCGAGGGGUGAAGUGAACGCAUAAAUGCAUAGGACGCAGUUCUGCAUCUCACACCGGUACUUUAGCUGCAUCAAAAAGGAUACUGAAGCCGGUCAGUAUGUUCUGGAGGGUAUGAGGACCCCAAGUGGAUUUUUUUUUAAGCUAUGGUUUCUAUACAAAGAAGAUAAAAAAAUGUUUAUGAAGCAUAUUAGAAAAGUUAUAGUUUUGCCAGGAUGCGCAAAUGUUUUUGAAUCUGACAGUGCCCAUUUCAUCUGCUAUGGAUUUGGCCGCUGUUUUGUAUGUGGAUUAGCCCAGUAAAUCUGUGUUCUGGCUUCUCAAUGCAUUUUCCACACAGAAUAUAUCUGGAAAUUGCAUCAUUGCGACAUUUAUUUUUCAUUUAUAUAGUUAGAAUCUUACAGCAUUAGAUGAUGGGUUCUGUAUGGACCCCUGCUAAGCAGUCAAAGUCACCCAGCAUUGAGAAAUCAAAUUAUAGAACAACAUAAAUCAUAAAUGUGCUCAGGGUGUGCUAAAAUAUAACCUUUAAUGAUUAAAUCUAAAAGUCACCAAAAUAUUAGUGUGCCUGUGCACCCCAAAAUUUGGACUAAUGAUUCAAAUUGCGGUAAAGGUACUAGUUCAUUAGAUAGUCGGGUAGUGAUAUAUCCCAACUAUCACAGGUACUAGUCUUUACAAUUGUCAGCACCGGCUCAUUGCCCCAGCAGGGACAAAUUAUGGGUCAGUAAACAAAUGAUUACAACUACCAACGCGUUUCUGCCUCACUGUAUAGCCAGGCAUUAUCAGGGGGGUUAUUCGCAUUUAUGAUAAUUUUAUACCACAAAUAGAUAAACAGCCCUUCAUGGGCAUAAGUUUAAAAUAAUUAAUUAGCUACAACCUGUUGAGAAAAGCAUGGCAACACUUCAUAGAUAGUCAUUUGGCAUAAGGGAAUUUAAUUCCCCAACUUGUAGAGGAAAAAUAUGCACAAAUGACAAAUACUAAUGUGUUGUAACCAGUUCUCUAUUUUUCAGGAGUGCCGUCAUUGGACGGUUCUGUAGAGUGGACAGCGGGCGAUGCACCGACCUGCAUGUAGCGCAGGGAGCCGCUAGCUACGGCUCUUACCGCCUAGUAUGGCGAGGUGCCGACU